AUUACGUGAAAAAAAGAUAGUAUACAAGUUUCUUGUAUCUCAAACACUUCAGGACUGAUCGAUUAAUUAGUUCGUUCAUCGUCAAUUAGGACUUUUCUUGUACUCUUGACUUUCCGAUGGCAAUGUAUUGCAAAUAUCGUUAAAAAUCGCCAAUUUUUUCGUGCGAUUCAAAGUUCCAUAAAGCUGCCACUGUUCAGUAAUUUCUCCCCGGUGUUAAAAUGUUACCCAGAGGCGUAGCCGAGGUUCGAGAGGCGAGGAGCGAUAGACACGAGCGCGUAAUUGUAGGCGCGGCGAAGAUGCCUCGACCGUGCCUUUUCCAUUUGUCGAGGCAGCGAGCGUCGAAGCAUCUUAUACCGUUCGUCCUCGUGGGCAUUCCAACCGGGAAUUCUCCUCGGCCAAGUCGUGCCUGCGGUAGAAACACGCGUCGUGGCCUGCCGCUCGCCGGUACUUUCGAGUGCUCGUAAAACCCGCCGUUUUCUCGCUCCGCGCUGCUUUUCGAGUGCCGCCGAAUUUUCUUCCUCAGUCAGGGAGGGCCAUCAUCGAAUAGGAAAGUGCCGUGACUACUUGACCCCGGGUCCUACGCUCGAAACCGGAUUGAAUAUUGCCCGGCGGGAUGGACGCGGAGACCGGGGCCAUUUUGGCCCUACAAAUAUUGGCUCUGUGUUCGAUAGUGGCCGCCCUAUUGGCCUACCUAAUGCGGCAAUCGAGGAAUGCCACCGACGAGUACGAGACCCGCAACAAACGCCACGUACUCGUGACCAGCUGCGAUACCAGCGUAGGCCUGCAGAUCGCUGUUGCGCUUUACGAGGCUGGAUACAAGGUGUUCGCCGGUUUGCUGGACCCGUGCGGUAUGUCGCCGUCGAUGAAAAUUCUCAGGGCGAUAGAGCAACAGAGGGAGAAGGAGGAGGACGGGCCGGUGGACGCGAGUUACGGUAACCCGCAAGACCCGGAAGUACGUGCUCACCGCCAAAUCGUGCCACUGGAGCUGGACUCGACGAGGGAGGACAGUUUACGCGCUUGUUUGGACGCAGUUAGAGCGAAACUUCCGGCUGGCGAAGACGGUCUCUGGGCAGUUGUACACACCGGCGGCUUGGCUCUUCCGGGUGUUAUAGAGAGGCAGCCGAGUUCAGCGUGGGAAUCCAUGCUGCGACACAAUUUAGUCGCACCGCUGAGAACCGCGAGGAUGUUCAUUCCUCUUUUACGUGUAAAAAGAGGACGAAUCAUUCUUUUGGGCGACUCGACGACCAGCUACGGUACCAAAGCGGGAACAGGGCUGGUAGCAUUCAGUGCCUCUAAAAAAGCCGUGGAAGGAGCCGCGGAUGCUUUAAAGAGCGAACUACAAUCCUCUGGGGUCGACGUCGUUCUUCUAAAACCGCCGCCCGUGAAUCCUCUCAUUCUUUACAGUUCACCCGUACUGAAAACGUCUGACGUAGAAUCGGGAAUAGUUUCAUCCGAGGGGACGUGGACAGCGCCUGUGUCGACCCAGGCUAUUCAGAACUCGUUGAUGCCGGCGCUAACAUCACCCUGUCCACGGAUGUCUUACGAGAUGGUCGCGAGAUCGAGACUCUUUUGCAAAUAAUAAUUGAUUGACGGCGAUGCUUUGUAAAAUUAAUCUAUCAAUUAAUUGUAAAUGCGCCAGAGGCUUAGAGUUUUAAGAACCCUGUACAGUUUUGUAAUUAAUACGGUGUUAACAAAAAUUUUCAUUCUAUUGACAA
This is a messenger RNA of Ceratina calcarata, 1715 nucleotides long. RefSeq names its product D-beta-hydroxybutyrate dehydrogenase, mitochondrial. The transcript is spliced from 6 exons. Gene Ontology annotation, molecular function: oxidoreductase activity. Lineage: Eukaryota; Metazoa; Arthropoda; Insecta; Hymenoptera; Apidae. Bases 614 to 1579 code for a protein of 321 amino acids. Gene Ontology annotation, cellular component: intracellular membrane-bounded organelle. Gene Ontology annotation, biological process: steroid metabolic process. The record is from RefSeq and is a predicted model, not a curated record.